This is a messenger RNA of Paramecium primaurelia, 696 nucleotides long. The record is from the annotation of a GenBank genome assembly. NCBI's taxonomy places the organism in Eukaryota, Ciliophora, Oligohymenophorea, Peniculida, Parameciidae.
AUGUAUUCAAUUACAGCUCGUUUUAAUUAAAUCGUGUUCUUUACAUCAUGGACAUUAGGUAUAUUGAUUAUACUAAAGAAGUCGUGUUAUCAUUGCUUAAUUAGGGUACAGCAUAUUUCUUUAAGACUGGAAAGCCAACAGUAGAUCUAAAGAUAUUGAGUGCAGAUAAAUUGUAUUGAAGAUUAAAUGAUUAUUCUGUUUAGUCAUCAUUUCAAGGCCACUUAUUAUAAUGGAGGUGUAACCGAUUGGGAUUAAGUGACAUUUAAAUUUUCAUUAGAGGCAGGUUUUUUAUACACGUAAUAUUAUUAUUAGAUUUUGAACCAGUGUAUAAUUGGAACUUGAAACAAUUAUUUUUAUAUGUGAAUGUUCAUCAUUUACAUUAGGAGAAAGGAGUAAUGAAUUUCUAUAAAUUUUAAUAGUAUGAAUCAGAUUGUGUGAUAUAUGAUAAAAUCAUUUCUAGACCAGAUGAUCCUAAUAGUUGGAGUACUUCAUCUAAAGUAUUUUUAAAUAAAAUCUUAGCUUGUUUUGAAAAAUCAAAGAGCUGAAUAUCCACUCAAAGAUAUUCAUAAAUAAUUGCGUAAUGCUACAGUGAAUUUUGAAGUGUGGAUAGAAGUUAUGCCUUAUGUUGGUUAUAUAAGGAGAGAGAAAUUGGGUGAUUUCGAAUAUAAAAUGCCUUAAUAGUAUAAUUGAGAUGUG